GAAAUUUCUUAUUACAUGGGUCUGAAUUUGGGAAAGAUCAACAUAAAAAGGUUUGCUGAUGGAGAAAUUUAUGUUCAACUUCAAGAAAGUGUUAGAGGUGAUGAUGUUUACUUGGUGCAACCAACCGGUCCUCCAGCAAAUGAAAACCUCAUGGAACUUUUAGUAAUGAUAGAUGCUUGUCGAAGGGCAUCGGCUAAGUCUGUAACUGCGGUUAUUCCAUAUUUCGGUUAUGCAAGAGCCGAUAGAAAGACACAAGGACGCGAAUCUAUCACUGCCAAACUUGCGGCUAACCUUAUAACAGAAGCAGGAGCAGAUCGCGUUUUAGUUUGUGAUCUUCAUUCUGGCCAGUCCAUGGGCUACUUUGAUAUCCCGGUUGACCAUGUUAGUGGUCAGCAUGUACUUCUUGAUUAUCUUGCAAGCAAGAAGAUCAACUCAAAUGAUCUAGUGGUAGUCUCACCCGAUGUGGGGGGUGUAGCUCGAGCUAGGGCUUUCGCAAAGAAGUUAUCCGAUGCCCCUUUAGCAAUUGUAGACAAAAGGCGACACGGGCAUAAUGUUGCAGAGGUUGUGAAUUUAAUAGGUGAUGUAAAAGGAAAAGUUGCGGUUAUGUUGGAUGACAUGAUCGACACUGCUGGUACUAUAAGCGAAGGCGCGGCUCUUUUGCAUAAAGAAGGUGCUAAAGAAGUUUAUGCUUGCAGCACUCAUGCGGUUUUCAGUCCUCCCGCGAUAGAAAGGUUGUCAAGCGGCCUAUUUCAAGAAGUAAUCGUUACAAAUACUAUACCAUUGGCUCAAAAGGAUUUUUUCCCACAAUUGAGAGUUCUUUCGGUUGCAAAUCUUUUGGGAGAAACCAUUUGGUGUGUCCAUGGUGGUUGUUCUGUUAGUAACCUUUUUCAGUAA
Messenger RNA from Impatiens glandulifera, 894 nucleotides. RefSeq names its product ribose-phosphate pyrophosphokinase 1-like. The coding region runs from base 16 to 894 and encodes 292 amino acids. Lineage: Eukaryota; Viridiplantae; Streptophyta; Magnoliopsida; Ericales; Balsaminaceae. Gene Ontology annotation, cellular component: cytoplasm; ribose phosphate diphosphokinase complex. The record is from RefSeq and is a predicted model, not a curated record. Gene Ontology annotation, molecular function: magnesium ion binding; ribose phosphate diphosphokinase activity. Gene Ontology annotation, biological process: 5-phosphoribose 1-diphosphate biosynthetic process; purine nucleotide biosynthetic process; ribonucleoside monophosphate biosynthetic process. The transcript is spliced from 4 exons.